This is a messenger RNA of Octopus sinensis (East Asian common octopus), 1658 nucleotides long. RefSeq names its product trans-1,2-dihydrobenzene-1,2-diol dehydrogenase-like. The record is from RefSeq and is a predicted model, not a curated record. The transcript has 7 exons. Lineage: Eukaryota; Metazoa; Mollusca; Cephalopoda; Octopoda; Octopodidae. Bases 84 to 1073 code for a protein of 329 amino acids. Gene Ontology annotation, molecular function: nucleotide binding.
UAAACUGACCUACUUGUUUGUAACAGAUACAGCGACCACCAAAUACAAGUUUAUUCCGUUAGUCUAUUUCAGAACGUGAAACGAUGCGUUGGGGUAUCUGUUCGGCGGGGUUGAUUGCAACGGAUUUUUGCAAUGCCUUACAGUGUUUGGAUCCUUCAGAACACAAAAUAAUUGCGGUGGUAUCCAAAUCUUUAGAGAAAGCUAAGAAAUUUGCAGAGGAAUUUAAAAUACCAAACGUGUAUGACAACUAUGAAGAAUUUGCCAAAGAUCCCAACAUAGAUUUGGUGUACGUUUCUUCCAUCAACCGUUUCCAUCAUCCUCUUUCCGUCAUUAUGCUUAACAAUGGCAAGCCUGUUCUGUGUGAGAAAGCCUACGGUCAGAACACAAAGGAGACAAAAGACAUUAUCGAACUUGCAAAGUCAAAGAAAAUUUUUUUCAUGGAGGCUAUGUGGUCCAACUUCUUUCCGGCUUACAAAAAUAUUAAGCAAGAAAUCGACUCUGGAACCAUAGGAAAGAUACGCUAUUUAGAUGUGGCUUUCUUAGUUGAUAUAUUUUCAAAAGAAGAGAUAUCUCGAGGCUCCGUGGGUGGUGGAGGUCUGUUGGAAAUUGGUGUAUAUACAAUAUGGCUUGCAAACUUCAUAUUUAGACAGAAACCUGAAACUAUUACUGCUUGUGGUACAAUUGCUGGAACAGGUACUGAUCUAUCUGCCAAUAUCAUUCUGACUUAUAAGGAUGGUGCCAGAGCUUCAUUGUCCUUUAAUACUACGUUGGCAGGAAGAACUGAUGCAUAUAUUUAUGGAACUGAAGGCAAAAUUUACAUACAUCCACCAUUCUGGUGUCCGGAUAAAAUCGCGGUGAAUGGAGAAGAAAGAGAGUUUCCGCUUCCCAAAUCUGAUGCUAAAUAUACUUACGUCCAUAGCAACGGGUUGGCUUAUGAGGCUGAAGAUGUCCGUCAGUAUUUUGAGAAGGGUCAUCUCGAAUGUCCCGAUCACACCCACGCUGAUAGUUUGUUGCUUAUAAACAUAAUCGAUGAGGUUCGACGACAACUUGAGGAGACACAACACAAGAACUAAGGACAUUGUAAGGAAGAUCAGAAAACGAAAGAGAGAGAGAGAGAGAGAGAGAGAGGGGGGAUGCAUAGAGAAGAUGGGAAGUUAAAAUUAAACAACACGUUCUUCAUAUUAAUAUUCAUCAUCUGCGUUGUGUGUAUGUGUGCGUGCGUGUGCGUGCGUGAGAAAGAGAGAAAGAGAGAGAGAGAGAAAGAGAGAGAGAGAAAGAAGAGAGAGAGAAAGAGAGAGAGAGAGAAGAAAGAGAGAGAGAGAAAGAGAGAGAGAGAAAGAGAGAGGGAGAGACAGAGAGAGAGAGAGAGAGAGAGAGAGAGAGAGAGAGAGAGAGAGAAUGAGAGAGAGUGGUCAGUCAGAAGCACUCGGAUUUUUAAGUCUAAGCAAGAGCCGAUGGGUUUUGUUUAUAAUUUCUGCAAAGUGUUUUUCUGAUCAGUUCUGAUAUCUGCCAACCAUCAUUAAAUCGUUAUCUAUAAAGUGAACAGAGAGACCUGAAACCAUACACACACACAUACAUACAUAUUUAUAUAUAUAUAUAUAUAUAUGUAUAUAUGUAUAUAUAUAUAUGUAUUAUAUAUUUAUAUACAUAUAUAUACA